GACCUGAAGCUGUCCUGCAUUUCUUUUUCUUCUCUCGUUCUCUCUUAUAUACAAAAUCCAACAUUCCAAACAUGAUAACCUUGCAAUCAUGGAGUCCCCCGCACACCUACCAAACUGUGCCCGAAUCCCAAGAAACAUCACUUUAUCUUUUUCUUAAUUUCUUCUUCUUUGCCGUUGACUGACUUCUUCUCUUCUUCUAAAAUCUAAAUCAGCUUCUCUUCACUUUUCCAAAGCUUCCCCUUUAAAUAUAAUGGAAGCUAUAGCACAUUUCUGAAUUAAACUCAGUAGAGGGUUCCACGCUCAUGGCAUACAACACUAAUCUACACAGCAGCCACAAUCCCUCCACCCCAGGUUGGGAUCUUCACAGCCUUGGAGUUUUCAACACAGACAUGUCCUUAAUUAUGGAGACAAGUACACCCUUCUUACCAUUAGCUGAUUUUUCAUCAACUGGGUAUCUUCAAGAUGCUUUAAUGGAAUGGAAUGAUCGGUGUAAGAGAAGACGCUUGCAGUUAUAUGAUAAUGAUCAAGAUCAAAGAACAAGCUUGCAGAACUACUGGAGCUCAAAUUGGACUGGGGAGACACUGAAGAAUUUUAACUGUCCAAGUAAAAUAACUGAAGCCAGUGGAAUUUCAGGGGAACCCUUCAACUCUUCAAUUAGUAGUAUCAGUGAUGGAGAAAAUAUUUUCUCAGAGAUCAAAACAAUAGAAGACUACUCAGUGUCAGGCCCUGAAACAUAUAAUUCUCUUUCUUGCAUGCAAGACAGAGAGACACAAAUUUCAAGUGAUCCUGUGUCAGCCUCAGGUGUUGCAGAGAGUGGCCUUAAGAGGAAAAAGAAAGUGAUUACAGGAGUGGUUUACCCAUUUGCAUUAGUGAAGCCUGGAGGAGUAGAUGGUGACAUGACCCUUAAUGAUAUCAAUGAGAGGAUCCUCAUGCCACCAACCAGACCGGUCAAGCACCCAGUGGGAGACUUUGCUGGUCGUCCAUGUGUGUCUCCUGAUGGUCCUGGUCUCUCAGGGAAAGCAGUGGUGGCCCUAACCAAAAUCCAGACUCAAGGAAGAGGAACCAUCACAAUUAUCAGAACCAGAGGUUAAGGAAAUAGAUUAAAGGGUUCUUGUUUUAGCUUAAUUGUAUAGUAACUAUAGAUACAAAGAAACUGAGUUUUUUUUGCAGUGUAUCAAUUUUCAAAC
Messenger RNA from Telopea speciosissima, 1187 nucleotides. RefSeq lists its product as uncharacterized. The transcript is spliced from 5 exons. The record is from RefSeq and is a predicted model, not a curated record. The coding region runs from base 303 to 1091 and encodes 262 amino acids. Lineage: Eukaryota; Viridiplantae; Streptophyta; Magnoliopsida; Proteales; Proteaceae. Gene Ontology annotation, biological process: male meiotic nuclear division; female meiotic nuclear division.